AUGGACGCUUCCAGCUUCGACUGGGACGCUUUCUCCGGAGUCAAACCUUCGCCAGUACCAGCCAACAAUAUCUCCAAUGUGUUCUCACGACUAAACUUAGGCAUCACCAACAACAACAACAACACCACCACCACCACCACCACCAUCAGCGACAAUCAAACAACCCAGCAGGAUUACCAGGACUCAAAUAGCCUUGCUUCUGACCCACUGAUCAACUCUUCAGGCUCAGCCACCAACCAUCUGGGAAACAUCCCCUUAUCUUUGACAGUCAAGCAACUAUCAGUAGAAGAAAGCAAGACUUAUCUCAGAUGGUACAACGAUUUAACCAUUAGAAAACACGCCAAGCUCAUCCGUAUCGUCGACGUGCUAGAAUUUCUUAAAAACUUCAACCUCAGCGAAUCGCUAAAAAACUAUCUAAAAGGGCUAUUCAACAUCAAUGAAAACUUGAAUAUCGGCCAAUUCUUUGCGUUAUUAAGACUUAUCAGCCAUUAUCUAUUGAAAACUGCCCACGAUUUGAAGAAGGAUUUUUUACCUCCAACCAGCAUGAUCACUCAAAGUUGUCAAGUUCCUAAACCAAAAUCAAUUUUGGCGAAAAAACGGGUGGGCGAUGAUGAAAACAACCAAGGGUCAUCAUCAUCAUCAUCAUCAUCAUCUAUUAACGCCAAUGUCGCCAAUCUAUUUUCUGCCACCGGCCAAAACAGUAAAAUUGAUCUUGAUAGUUUUGCCAAGUUUAUAAUGACGGGAGAAAAACCAACCAAAACUAGUCAAUCACCAAUUAAAAAGAACAAAAAAAAGGCCAAAAGAGUGAUGUUUAGCGAUCAAUUAGUCACGGUCGCCGCGGCUUCUAUUGAAGAAUCUUCUCCUCAGAAUUAUGACAAUAAUUCUACGCUACAAAAUGUCAAUGGGCUACCAUCAUCGACCGCGAAUAACCACAACAACAAUAAUAAUAAUACUCUCGAUUUGUCACUACCUAUGGACCAACUUUUACAAAAAUUGAAGAAUAAUCCUACCCAAAAACAUCAGAUUGCAGUACGAAAGAUUUCCGAACAAGAAGCUAAAGAAGAAGAGGAGGUGUUGGGAGAAAACUUCAAACAUUUCCAAAACGUUAACAUUGAAAGUGCUUUAGUUCAUGGUAAAGCAGCCGCAAUUCCUCAAGAACUAGUGGCCACCAAUACCGGAGGGAUGAUAAUGGACACUAAUAAUAAUAACAAUAACAUCACCAUGAACCAACAGUUUAACCAGUUUCAAGAUCAAACCUCGGUAGCAGCUGCUACCCAACAACCACAAAUGUUGCAACCCACCCUAACCGGCUCGGCCAAUUAUUUUUUGAAGAAAAACCAGCCUGAUAUAUUCAACAACAACAAUAACAACAACAACAAUAAUAAUAAUAUCAGCGAGAUGCCAAACUAUUUCAACAACUCGAUGAUUCAGAAUCCUGGCAUUGUCAGUCCUAACUCAAGUUUGAGUCCUAAUAAUACAAACACCGGGAAUUCUUCCAUAGCAAACAGAUUUUCACCUUAUGGACAAGCGAAUGGCAUGAGCACCGCUGGCUCAGGAUAUAUGCAACCUAAGGGCACCGGGAGCAAUUUCUUACAACCUAAUAUGCUUUCAUCAUUAUCAAGUGCUACCAACAAUAGUAUCGGGGGAGCUUACGUAGGCGGUAAUUCUCCUUCAGUGAGUCCCCAACCUACUGCAUCUAGAAGUGAUCAAUUUAUAAACUCUUUGACCGGUAGCAAUAGUUCAUUUUCUCCAGUACCUCCUCCACCGCCACCGCCUCCAAGAAGCAGAAGCAAUUCGCAAAAUGUGAUGUUCAAUGAAAAUAAUGCGGUUUUUGCAGGUUCUGGUUUCAAAAAUAAUGGAAAUCCCGACUACCAAACUUUGCAAAAUUUCCCUCCCCCUCCCGUAACUUCUAGAAAUACCGGUAGUUUCAAUGUUAAUGGCGGUGCUAGUAAUAUAGCCCCUCCAUUGCCUCCGAAAAUCAACCUAUCCGGAGGGUCUUCAGAGAUGUUGUCGCCGCAAAAUACUACCCAGUUCAACGCAUCACAAAACCAGUUCCAGAACUCGAUGUUUACCCCAACCCAAUUCCCGUCAUCUCAGUUUACUGGGGCAACUAAUACCCAACCACAACCGCAAUUCACUCCCCAGCCCCAAUUUGGCCAACCACAACCUCAGCAGUCAUUCAAUGCAUCACAACCUUCGUAUAUAAACCCCCAGUAUGCUUAUGCUUCUGGACAACAACAACAGCAACCACCACAGUAUGGUAAUGGGAUGAUGAUGAACCAGUUUGGUGGAGGAUCAAUGAUGGCCCAAGCUCAACCACAAGAAAAUUUAGAGUGGUUUGAAAGAGAUUAA
Messenger RNA from Saccharomycopsis crataegensis, 2352 nucleotides. It is a transcript of the gene SCD5, whose product is annotated as Scd5p. The record is from RefSeq and is a predicted model, not a curated record. The transcript has a single exon. Bases 1 to 2352 code for a protein of 783 amino acids. Lineage: Eukaryota; Fungi; Ascomycota; Saccharomycetes; Ascoideales; Saccharomycopsidaceae.